AUGAGUGUUGUGGAUUCAACAGGAAGCGUCCAGGCGCACUCCGCAACCACAACCGAUGGAGACAAGUUUAGCCCUAAAGAUGUUAAUCGGAUGUUAUUAGAAUUUCUCAUGUACAUGGGUAAAGCCUUGUUGUUUUUCUAUCCCGUGUACUUGACUGGCUCCUUAGGGCUCAGCAUCAGUUGGAUUCUCUUAAUUUUGGUCAUGUUCACGAUAUGGAAAAAUAAUCGCAGGUGGAAGGAUAGACGGAUAGACACAGCAAUCAACUUUUUGGAAAAUGAAAGCCACGUGAUCGACACAGAACUGAAAGCCCUAAAUAUGCCAGCUUGGAUUCAGUUUACGGAGGUUGAGAAAGCUGACUGGAUUAAUAAGGUUCUUCGCCAAGCCUGGCCGUUCUUUGGCAUGUUUAUGGAAAAACUGCUGAAGGAGACAAUUCAGACCUCCGUCAGGACCUCCAGCCCCCACCUCAAAACCUUCACCUUCACCAAGGUCCACUUUGGACAGCGGCCCCCCAGAAUCACCGGCAUUCGGGCGUACACGCACGAGGUCGACAAGAGGGAGGUCAUCCUGGACCUCAACAUACUUUAUGAAGGAGAUGUAGACAUUGAUGCAGAUGUGAAGGCGGGAAUUACGGCAGGAGUGAAAGGACUGCAGCUUCAAGGAAUGCUGCGUGUGAUUCUCGAACCUCUGAUUGGCCAGGCACCCCUUGUGGGCGGAGUUACUAUGUUCUUCAUUCGUCGUCCAACCUUACAGAUCAACUGGACGGGAAUGACCAACUUGCUGGACAGCCCUGCUUUUAGCCAUAUGUCAGAAUCCACCAUUGUGGACAUAAUCGCCUCUCUGAUGGUUCUGCCCAACCGCAUGUGUUUCCCACUCAUAGACCAAGUCAAAGUCGACCAAAUGCGGUUCCCACUUCCUCGAGGGGUCGUACGUGUUCACCUGAUUGAAGCGCAGGACCUGUUGGCCAAAGACACGUACAUGAUGGGCCUGGUGAAGGGCAAGUCAGAUCCCUAUGCAAUCAUGAGAGUGGGUCACAUCCAGUUCAAAAGCAAAACCAUCAAAGAGAACUUAAACCCGUACUGGAACGAAGUGCGUGAGUUUGUCAUUCAUGAAGCCCCCGGACAGGAGCUGGAGCUGGAGGUUUAUGAUGAGGACACAGACAAAGACGACUUCCUCGGCAGGUUUAACCUGGACUUUGGGGAGGUGAAGAAAAACAAGGAGAUGAAAGAGUGGUUCCCCCUUGAGGAGGUGUCAAGUGGAAAAUUGCAUCUGAAGUUGCAGUGGUUGUCCCUGCAGACGGACCAGACCCUUCUCAGGGAGACGUCGGACGGUUGUGCUUGCGCCAUGCUUGCCGUGUACCUGGAUAACGCCUCCAACCUCCCUAAAGACCACCAUGAAUUCAGUCAUCAUGAGAAGCAUAGAAAACACUCUAAAGAGACCAGGCUCACAAAGAGGGCCGUCAACCCCAGCUCCUAUGUGGAAUUCUCCAUAGAUAAGCAGAGCCAGAAAAGCAAGGUGGUCUACGCCUCCAAAGAUCCCGUCUAUGAGGAAUGUUUCACAUUCUUUGUUCACAGUGUGACAAACCAGGUGCUAAAUGUCCAGGUGAAGGAGCCUGAGAAAAAGGAGGCGCUGGGCACCUUCUCUCUGCCCCUGAGCCGUCUGCUCGGCGCCCCAGACAUGACCCUGGAUCAGCGCUUCCAGCUGGAGCGCUCUGGGGCCAACAGCCAGAUCAAGAUGAAAGUCUUGCUCAGGGUCUUGAAGUUGGAAAAGCCUGAACCCAAGCCUGUCGUCACUCCUCCGUCUCAGACUAAACCAGCGGCGUCUUCCCAGCCGCAGUCCUCCACUCAAACUCCGCAUCAAGCUCUCGAACAGGCCCAUUCCUCUCCCAACUCCUCCUCCUCUGGCAAAUCGUCCCGAGACCCAGCUCUUACCCACCCCACCAACGGGUUCCAGUCCGAGUACGUGCCCCACCGGCGAGGCUCGGUCUUACUGCCGGACGUAAACCGCUCCGUCCCCACUACUCCCAGUAACAUGAGGCGAUACGACUCCCACAGCAUCCUGUCGGACAACUCCAUCGCCUCUUCUCGCCUCGACCUGACUGAUGGUGUGCCCUACCCAGAGGCCAUCUUGAAUCACCAGGGCAGUUUUGGGGAGAUCCAGCUGACGGUUCGCUACAGCACCCUACGGAGCCGCUUAAUGGUGCUGGUUAACUCCUGCAGAAACCUGUUCCCUUGCAGUGAGAAUGGAUCAGAUGUGUAUGUUCGUAUGUAUCUGCUACCAGACCAGAGCUGGAGGCACCGCAUGCGAACAGGUGUCAAGAGAAAGACUGUAAACCCUGUGUUUAAUGAAAAGUUUGAGUUUUCUGUGUCAGUUGAGGAGGCUAAAACCCGGAAGUUGGAUGUUUCUGUAAAAAACAAUAAAAUGUUCCACAGGAGAGAACGGAGGGAGAUCGGAAUGGUUCAGAUAGACCUGGCUGAGGUGGACCUGCUCAAAGGCAGCACGGAAUGGUAUGAGCUCACCAUCCCAGGGCUGAAGAAGACCAACUAG
Molecule: messenger RNA, 2544 nt
Organism: Chanos chanos (milkfish)
Lineage: Eukaryota; Metazoa; Chordata; Actinopteri; Gonorynchiformes; Chanidae
Gene: esyt3
Product: extended synaptotagmin-like protein 3
Exons: 23
Coding region: 1-2544 (847 amino acids)
Biological process (GO): lipid transport
Cellular component (GO): endoplasmic reticulum membrane
Molecular function (GO): phosphatidylcholine binding; phosphatidylinositol binding; calcium-dependent phospholipid binding
Source: RefSeq, a predicted model, not a curated record